Aspergillus wentii DTO 134E9 is the source of this 3100-nucleotide messenger RNA. RefSeq names its product mannose-ethanolamine phosphotransferase LAS21 (gene las21). Gene Ontology annotation, biological process: GPI anchor biosynthetic process. Gene Ontology annotation, cellular component: endoplasmic reticulum membrane. The coding region runs from base 122 to 2701 and encodes 859 amino acids. The record is from RefSeq and is a predicted model, not a curated record. The transcript is spliced from 7 exons. Lineage: Eukaryota; Fungi; Ascomycota; Eurotiomycetes; Eurotiales; Aspergillaceae.
GAAUCUCAUAAAUCUUAAAAUACCACUGGUUGGUGCACUGUUGGCCUAAUUUAAAUUGACAGGCUCGGUCUGUUCUCUGUACCUGUCUGGCCUUACUGCUUCAGAUAAGGAUUUCAGAACAAUGGCCGUCCUGCGGUACAAUUGGGUGACCUGGAUCGCCAAUUCACUGAUCCCAGUGGCGAUUCUUGUAUUUUCUUCUGGCUUCUUCCCAUACAAACCGCUGAUUCCUGGACUGGCAACCGUCGAGGACACUGGCAGUGCCUCUCCGCCACCAGUCUUUGACAAAGUCAUCUUCAUGGUAGUAGAUGCCUUGCGGAGCGAUUUCGUCUAUUCGUCAAGUUCGGGGUUUUCAUUUACUCAAAGUCUAAUUCGAUCUGGCGCUGCGCUUCCGUUCACCGCCCAUGCCAGCUCUCCAACUGUCACGAUGCCUCGACUUAAGGCUAUGACAACAGGAUCGGUUCCAUCAUUUCUAGAUGUGAUUCUCAAUAUCGCUGAGUCUGAUACAUCGUCGACUCUUGCGUACCAAGACACCUGGUUAGCGCAGUUAAAGGCAAAAGGAGGUCGGCUGGUCAUGUAUGGUGAUGAUACUUGGCUUAAGCUCUUCCCUGGCAUGUUUGACCGGGCUGACGGGACCACAAGUUUUUUUGUAUCGGAUUUUAUUGAAGUAGAUAACAAUGUCACACGCCAUGUUUCUAAUGAGCUUCUCAAUAAUGACUGGACGGGAUUCAUUAUGCACUAUCUAGGCCUCGACCAUAUUGGACACAAAGCUGGGCCCCAAAGUCCUUACAUGAUGUCUAAACAACAGGAAAUGGAUUCUGUUGUAACCCAGGUCUACACAACCAUGGAACGAGAGGAUCAUCUUCAAUCGACCCUUUUUGUUUUGUGUGGAGACCAUGGAAUGAAUGAUGCUGGGAAUCACGGUGGUUCUUCGGCAGGUGAGACUUCGCCAGCUUUACUUUUUAUUUCACCGAAGUUCCAGGCCAAGGGGGUGCAUGGAGAAAGUCCUGUCGAGGCAUCAAACGAUUUACAAUACUAUCGCACCAUCGAACAAACAGAUAUAACACCGACGUUAGCCGGGCUUCUCGGGUUACCCAUUCCCCUGAAUAGCCUGGGCGUGUUCAUCCCAGAGCUUCUGGUAAUGUGGGAUCAUGGGAUUCACAGGGUUAAUAUCCUGUUGAAAAACAGCAAACAGCUUUUGAAAACAUUCAAGGAAACAUUUCCAAGUUAUACUUUUGACCCUGGUUCCACUUCCUUGGACUGUGAGUCUGAAGUUCCGAGUGGUGUUGAGAAAGUCCAAUGUGCCUGGUUCCAAAUUCUUGAGCUCUUUCACAAAUUCGAGAAUGUCAACCAUGUUGACUCUGAGAUCGAAACUGCACUUUUGCAUUUCUUGAGAACCGCCCAAAAUGUGAUGAGUGGUACUUCGAGUAACUACAACGUCAACAGACUCCAUCUGGGUCUAUUGAUCACCGGUGUUGCUGCUAUGCUAUCUUUCCCAGCAACCUACAGGCUACUCUCGAGAUUCAAAUAUCCUGGGGCGUUCCUGAUGUUCAGCACCCUGAGUUAUGGUGGAAUGAUGUUCGCUAGCAGUUAUGUAGAGGAAGAGCAACAUUUUUGGUAUUGGGUCUUUACAGGGUGGACUUUUUACCUACAUGUCAAGUCAAGUGGACGGCCAUCUAGGUUUUCGUUCCUAGGUAAGCUUCCAUUCACUAGAGUUGGCAUGGUUGGAUUAGCAAUCUCGCAUCGGAUCUUGAGACGUUGGAAUCAAACAGGCCAGAAGUUUGCAGCCGAGCCAGAUAUUGCGCGGACUUUCCUCCCUUCUCAUCAAAACACUCUUUGGGCCCUGAUCAUUCUAACAUACAUUGGCACAUGCUGGCAUCUUCUCGGCGCCCUUCCUUCUUCUUUAUCAUGGCGCCUAGUUGGUAUCUUACUCACCGUCGCAGCCUUCAAUUUUAAACUUGUAUUCGUUGCAUCUGAUUCACCUGAACUUCUCGGCGACUCUUUCUUGGUGUCAUUUGGGAAUAUAUUUGGCAGCAUACCUCUUGUUUCACAAGCAAGGGUCAUUUUCUGUGCAAUCGCUUUGCUCGUUCUGUUCUCCGUAUACGAUAAGACGAGGACCUUAAGGCUACCACAUGAUCAAAGAGUACCAAGUACGCUCUUCCAUGAAGCUCUUACUCUUUUCCUAAUCACGCAAUCAAGAGCAACAAACGUUCCGCUCUUUCUGGUAUUCAGGAUUCAAUUUUAUAUCCUUGCCUCGGCCAAAUUGACAGAUAUGGAAGUGACUAUAACAUCCCUGCUUUCACAGUAUAUGACCUUCUUUGCUUUUGGUGGCUCAAACGCGAUCUCCUCUGUCGAUCUUUCAAGUGCAUAUAACGGCAUCGGCAGCUACAGUGUUGUCUUAGUGGGGAUCUUAACAUUCGUGAGUAACUGGGCUGGCCCAAUAUGGUGGGUGUCAGCGGCUCGCCUUCUUCGGUCGAAUCAGAUCUGGACAGAAAAGCAGAACCACAUCAUGCUUUUGACCUUCCAUAACACAACAAGUCUGAUGUCCGUCAUGGCUGCAUGUACAGCAUUGAGGACGCAUCUCUUCAUUUGGACGGUAUUCUCGCCCAAGUUCCUUUACACCAUGGCAUGGACCACGAUAAACCAUUUUGCCGUGAAUGUGUUAGGAGAGAUAGAUCUCCCCAAUUUUAUAGAUAGGCCUUGAUCAAUGAGAACAUAACACAUUUCCGCUAGAGCUUCCACAGGCUCGAUUAAAACGGCAGGGUAUAAUGUACCGUACAUUGCGGCAACUAUAAUAGACCAGCAAAAAGAUCAUCAAUCGCGUUUUGCCUCUUUUUCUUCUUCUUAUGCGCCUUGAAUCCCCAGUCCAGCGUGCUCUUUGACUCUUUCGUGACCUUUUUUUGAGUACGUAAUCCAGCUGGACCAUGUGCUGCGGAAGAACCCGAGGGCACUGGAGCACUUUCGGAUCGACAAAUGAGUUCUCCUACAUCCUCCUGGGGGGCUCUGGGGUUGGGUGAAAGCUCGCUAGCAACCUUUAUCCGAGACAGCAUUUUUAGAUCCCGAUCAAUUCCUGUAGCUUUUGCGAGACGAGCCAGCGCAGCUA